UAAACGACCUAAACCCUAACCGAAUCGAAUUAUACCCCCGCCACACGCCGCCAUCGCCGGCGCCCGGCGGCGAACGCGAAUGGACGUUCCGCUCCCCGGCGGGGCCAUCGACAUUUCGGAGGACUACUCCCCGGCGGCCACCGUCGUCCGCUUCGACUCGCCGCUCCCUCUGCUCCGGGCGCCCGUCCCCUCCUCCGCCGCCGGCGACGAGCCCCCGGUCCUCGCCUUCCGCGACGCCGCGAGCUGGCGCGCCGCCUGGGAGGCCGCCGAGGCCAGCCUCUUCUCCCAGUGCGAGCUUCCAUCAUUUGGCAGGCCGGUGCACGGUCUGGCUGUUCAAUCAUGGCGACACGCAAAUGCAAGCCCCCCUGGUGGAAAGGCUUGUUCGGAGGGGCACCGACCGACUAUCAAGAAAGAGAGCAAUGUGAAGAACGAGAAAUGGCUUCUUGUCUCGAAUCGGCAAAGGAGGCUUGCAUCAAGUUCUCCAAGGAGAAGUGCUCCGCACCUUUCCGAGAUGCAAGGAUCGCUUCCGAGGGUCUCCUUGAAGACACAGAUUUUGUCGUCUGGGGUGCUGCUGCUGGGAAUAACAAAACAUCGUCAGCAUCCUUUUGUGUUGCAAAUAGGCAGCACACGCCGAAUCCUGGCGCUGCUGCCACGAACUACAAAGGGAGCGACUUGCUAGACAGCUUAGCGCCUGAAGAUAAAUAGCAGCCAAGGAUGAUGACUGAUCAAAGGCGCGUGAUCUCACAUAAUUUAGGUUGUUUUCGGCAUGAUGUUCUGUAAAUGUGCUAUAGUGUUCGUGCCAAUUUUUGUGUCUCUGCACAUAAUCUUCUCUGUGUAUCCUGUUUUGUAGGUGUGAUGGUGACUAAUGUUUUGAAUUUACUGUUGUCCCCGUGCUGCUGUAAAUAAAACAUGAUUCCGAGCUGGAGUUUAGUACUUGGAAACCACAGUAUCCAGCGCACCCGUUUCUGGUUUAGAAGACAAAAAUGCAUGUCAUUUGAUUUU
Molecule: messenger RNA, 1002 nt
Organism: Brachypodium distachyon (stiff brome)
Lineage: Eukaryota; Viridiplantae; Streptophyta; Magnoliopsida; Poales; Poaceae
Exons: 2
Coding region: 80-679 (199 amino acids)
Cellular component (GO): plastid
Source: RefSeq, a predicted model, not a curated record